AUGCAGGGCGUUUGUAUGGCAUCGGCUAGUGAAGUGGCAGCGGCGGCUGCUGCUGCCGCUGCCGCCGAAGCAGCCGCCAAAUCGAUGGACUACGAGUACGACGACGACGAGUUCGACAUGGAGGCCGAAAUGUUGCGUCGCGAAUUCCGGGAGGCGUCCCUGUUGGCCAACGGCGACGGCGGCUCGGUGUGCGGCUCGGCCGCUGUCAAUCCAGCCGUGCUUGAACCCAGCAGCCAGACACAGGUGGACCUGACGGUGGACCGCCGGCCGACCGCAUCCGCAGUAGUUCAGCCGCCACCGCACCAGCUGCAACCGGCGGCCGCCGACCACUCUAGCGGCGGCUCGUCAUCGGUCGACUCGCGAGUGGCCGAAAUGGCGUACGCUUAUGGCAACCAGUCCGAGUACACUGCCGAAGACGUUCCGAGCAAACACUGCGGUAAGGCCUUCGCUGUCGUCAAGGCAGCGGCUGUGGCGUCUUCGGCGACCGCGGUUACCGUCAACAACAGCAACAACAACAACGACGACGAGUACCUGGUCGAACAACGUUUGUUAGGAAACGGCGCGGACGGCGGCGGCGGUGGCUGUACUGUUAACGGUAACUCACCCGAAUCGCCACCGCCGAAUGCCGAUAAUUGCUCACCGGAAGAUUGGGGCUUGGCGCCCGCCGCCGCCACUGCCACCGUCUCCCAGUAA
This is a messenger RNA of Macrosiphum euphorbiae (potato aphid), 693 nucleotides long. The record is from the annotation of a GenBank genome assembly. NCBI's taxonomy places the organism in Eukaryota, Metazoa, Arthropoda, Insecta, Hemiptera, Aphididae.